Messenger RNA from Liolophura sinensis, 635 nucleotides. RefSeq lists its product as uncharacterized. Lineage: Eukaryota; Metazoa; Mollusca; Polyplacophora; Chitonida; Chitonidae. Bases 110 to 499 code for a protein of 129 amino acids. The transcript is spliced from 6 exons. The record is from RefSeq and is a predicted model, not a curated record.
UUAACUGUCAGACCAGACACAUAAAUGUGUUUACUCCUUAAGAUAACUAACCCCUACGUCAAGCUGAUUUUAUGUCCUUAGCUCCUGAUAGACAAUAAAAUCCUACAGGAUGCUCAGAUUUGUGGCUCUUGGUUGUCUCCUGGUUUCCGCCAUCUGGGCGGUGCCUCACGACAAGAUAGCCAAGAUUUUCGCAGAUAUGGACUACAAUGAAAAUGACGUAAUCAUACAAAAUGAGAUCAUUUCAUACAUGGAGAUAUACAAGACAGACCCACACGACAAGAUUAUUGUGAAGGAGAGAUUUGUUAGGGUCUGGAUGCAAAAGUACAAAGACACGACAGUGAUGGCGCAGCACAUCUACAGUAAACUGGAUGCCAAUGGCGACGGGAUUCUCACUGACUCCGAUAUACCCAUCCUGUUCUUCCAACUGGACAAAAACCACAACGGAAUUGAAUGGUUUGAAUUCGAAAAGGCUUUUAACGCGUGGUACUCUGAGAUCUGAGACUACAAUCGUUGACGGAGUCUCUGAGGAUAGAGUUUUCUCAGAAUGGACAUUUGACAACUGUAUGCACCGCACUCACCCUGGGCCUUUUCAAAUGUAUAUUGCCGGGAAAUAAAAAUUUAUGUCUAACUGACAA